UCCAUUUCUCUCUCCUUCCACAACUGACCUGAAUCCAUGUCGACCCUGAAGGAGAUCCUAACCCGGCGACCAGUGGCCGCAACAAUCCGCCUGACUGUCCCAGCCGGCGCUGCCCGCCCUGCGCCGCCUGUGGGUCCUGCUCUGGGGCAGUACCGUUUAAACUUAAUGGCUUUUUGCAAGGACUUCAACGCGAGGACCCAGAAGUACAAACCGGAUACUCCAAUGGCCGUCACAAUCACGGCCUUCAAGGACAACACCUUCGAGUUCACCGUCAAGUCUCCCUCCGUCACCUGGUACCUCAAAAAGGCUGCCGGAAUCGAGUCGGGGAGUAGCCGCCCAAGUCACGUGACCGCCUCCUCCAUCACGAUCAAGCACGUGUACGAGAUUGCCAAGAUUAAGCAGUCUGAUCCGUAUUGUCAGUACAUGCCCUUGGAGUCCAUUUGUAAGUCAAUUAUGGGGACUGCUAAUACGAUGGGGAUUAAGGUUGUUAGGGAAUUAGAGUAAUUCAGUUCUUUGUUUUUCCCUUCUCAACCUACUCCAUAAAAAGUCGUUAUCUUUUUUGUUUGGAUUGAAUUUGAAUGAAUUUUCGACCACUGAGAUUUAGCUAUUCUGGUUUUUUUAAAGUUCAUCUGAGUGAAUUUAUGGUCCUUUUAGUUUGGCAAGACGUAUUUGUGUCUGUGUGUGUCGACAUCAUGCUUUAUUGGCACUUUAUAAGCUCUGCUUAUGCUUA
Messenger RNA from Tripterygium wilfordii, 730 nucleotides. Its product is annotated as 54S ribosomal protein L19, mitochondrial. Gene Ontology annotation, biological process: translation. Gene Ontology annotation, molecular function: large ribosomal subunit rRNA binding; structural constituent of ribosome. Gene Ontology annotation, cellular component: large ribosomal subunit; ribosome. NCBI's taxonomy places the organism in Eukaryota, Viridiplantae, Streptophyta, Magnoliopsida, Celastrales, Celastraceae. The transcript has a single exon. The record is from RefSeq and is a predicted model, not a curated record. Bases 37 to 504 code for a protein of 155 amino acids.